UCGCUUGCUGCACUCUGCGACCGGUCGGGGGAAAUGUAGACGGCUAAAUUCGGUUCACAGUCCAACGUGCACGUUAUCAUACGGUGACCGUUUGCCAGCUAUAUCUCCGCUUGCAACUUGCUCAUGAUUACAUAUAAAUAUACAAACAGUGAUAAGUCUCACAUUAUAACUUCGUCAGUGUAUCUGUGAACACAACGAAAUAGCAGUGUUAUACGAAUUUUAAUUCAACCUUUUACAGUCACGCGCUCAAAAAUGGCUCCAAAUGCUACAGAACUCAACGGGGUCCUCUUUGAAAGCGAUGCCGCUACACCCGACAUGGCGUUAGGGACUGCUCCCGUUAUGCAGGCGGACAAAGAACCAAAGAAAUAUGUUUGGAGGAACAUUAUCCUGUUUGCAUACCUUCACGUCGCGGCCGUCUAUGGUGGAUACCUUUUUCUUUUCGAGGCGAAGUGGCUAACUUGUAUUUUCGCCUACCUACUCUAUGUAGUGUCUGGACUUGGUAUCACUGCCGGAGCACAUAGACUUUGGGCCCACAAAUCCUACAAAGCCAAAUGGCCUCUGCGACUCAUUUUGAUGAUUUUCAACACUAUUGCAUUCCAGGAUUCUGCAAUGGAUUGGUCAAGAGAUCAUCGCAUGCACCAUAAGUACUCUGAAACUGACGCUGAUCCUCACAAUGCAACCCGUGGUUUCUUCUUCUCCCACAUCGGAUGGCUGCUCGUCAGAAAACACCCUGAUCUCAAAAAGAAGGGCAAAGGGCUGGACUUGAGUGACCUUUACGAAGAUCAGAUUCUCCAAUUCCAGAAGAAAUACUACCUGAUCUUGAUGCCCCUUGGUUGCUUCAUCAUGCCUACAUUGGUUCCGAUAUACUUCUGGGGUGAGAGCCUGCUUAAUGCGUUCUUUGUCUGCGCCUUGUUCCGCUACGCCUUCAUCUUGAAUGUCACGUGGCUCGUCAACUCGGCUGCUCAUAAAUGGGGAGACAAGCCCUAUGACAAGAACAUCAAGCCAUCCGAAAACAUGUCAGUCGCAUUAUUCGCUUUCGGCGAAGGUUUCCACAACUACCACCACACUUUCCCAUGGGACUACAAGACCGCCGAACUUGGUAACAACAGACUAAAUUUCACUACAACUUUCAUUAACUUCUUCGCUAAAAUCGGUUGGGCUUACGACCUUAAAACUGUAUCCGAGGACAUCGUUCGUAGCCGCGUUAAGCGUACUGGCGACGGGUCACAUAACCUUUGGGGAUGGGGCGACAAGGAUCAUGAUAAAGAGGAAAUUAAUGCAGCUAUCAGAAUCAACCCUAAAGACGAAUGAAUAUGACCGUAUAUUAUAUUUUGGAUAACAUUUAAAACGUAAACAAACAGUGUAUGUCAAAAAAAUAAAAACUAAGCACAACUAAGUUCAUAACAUGCUCAAUUGAUUUGAUACUUUUUUGUUUUAAAUAGUUUUCUAAUUCUAAUUCCUAGUUAGCAUGUUCCCAGUAUAUUUAAGGUAUUCCAAUAUUUCUAAGCAGUAAAAUUAAAUUGUAGAAACCU
Molecule: messenger RNA, 1532 nt
Organism: Hyposmocoma kahamanoa
Lineage: Eukaryota; Metazoa; Arthropoda; Insecta; Lepidoptera; Cosmopterigidae
Gene: DESAT4
Product: acyl-CoA Delta(11) desaturase
Exons: 5
Coding region: 253-1311 (352 amino acids)
Biological process (GO): unsaturated fatty acid biosynthetic process
Cellular component (GO): endoplasmic reticulum membrane
Molecular function (GO): stearoyl-CoA 9-desaturase activity; iron ion binding
Source: RefSeq, a predicted model, not a curated record